CAAAUUCUUACACAAGGAAAAAAGCCGGUUGAGUUCCGACUUCCCGACGGUCACAGUCUCACCUCGUCGGUUACCGUUUAUUAACAAAAUGUAUUACAAAUGUAGUGGAUUCACACAGAGACUGACGGGAGCCGUGUCAUCCUCCGCCUACAGCCCGCAGGGCUUGAGGUCAAAUAUACCGUCUGAAUCCCCUACCAUCUUCUUUGCCACCCCAACUAAACUGGUGUCGGAGUCAAAUGCUCCAGUGGAGUAUAUGGGUGCCAACAAGGUUCCAGAUCUCCAGAGGAUAUUUCAGGCCUCUGAAGAGAUUCCUGUUCAUCUGAAACGAGGUGUUUCAGACAGACUCUUGUACAGGACCACUAUGGCACUGACAGUCGGGGGAGCUCUCUACUGUCUCGUAGCUCUUUAUAUAGCAGCACAGCCCAAAAACAAAUGAACUGUACCCAGCCUAUUUUCAUCAACUCACAUCAUCAGCAUUGAAAUAACAUUUGCGAUGUGUAACUUUGUUGUAUUCAUUAUGAACAUUAUUAGCAAUAUGCCUCCCAGCAUCAAUCACUAUGAACAGACACUCAGCCCUGACAAAGCUUUUUACUGAACAAUGCCAUUUUACUUGUGUGUCCUGUAUCAGAUCUGGGAUGUUGUUAGUUGUGUUUAUUAGAACAGUGGUUCUCAAUUUUUGUAAUUCCAAGGCCCCAAAAGUCAGUAUUUCAUGCCCCCCCUCCCCCUAGGUUGAUAAUUAUUAAUUUCAAUGUUAUAAAAUUGUUAAUUUAAUUUGGUGUAGUGUAAAUUUCCUUUUUUUUUUUUCAUCUAGAACAUACUCUUAAAAAUAAAGGUUCCAACAGGAGGGUUUUCACAACAAUACCAUACAAAAGCCAUUUUUGGUUCCACAAAGAACAUUUAAGUGAACAGUUCUUACAAGAAUGUUUUUUCUUAGUGUGAAGAACAUUUUCACUUUAAAAAACCUUAAGUGCAAUGUGCAAAGUUUCCAUGAAUGUUAAAGUUUCUUCACAGAACCACUGAUGCCACUAAAGAACCUU
Sinocyclocheilus rhinocerous is the source of this 1037-nucleotide messenger RNA. RefSeq names its product cytochrome c oxidase subunit 7A-related protein, mitochondrial-like. Bases 89 to 436 code for a protein of 115 amino acids. Gene Ontology annotation, biological process: mitochondrial respirasome assembly; mitochondrial electron transport, cytochrome c to oxygen; regulation of oxidative phosphorylation. Lineage: Eukaryota; Metazoa; Chordata; Actinopteri; Cypriniformes; Cyprinidae. Gene Ontology annotation, cellular component: respiratory chain complex IV. The transcript is spliced from 3 exons. The record is from RefSeq and is a predicted model, not a curated record.